Messenger RNA from Onychostruthus taczanowskii (white-rumped snowfinch), 4898 nucleotides. It is a transcript of the gene DLL4, whose product is annotated as delta like canonical Notch ligand 4. The record is from RefSeq and is a predicted model, not a curated record. Bases 1002 to 3053 code for a protein of 683 amino acids. The transcript has 11 exons. Gene Ontology annotation, cellular component: membrane. Gene Ontology annotation, biological process: multicellular organism development; cell communication; Notch signaling pathway. Gene Ontology annotation, molecular function: Notch binding; calcium ion binding. NCBI's taxonomy places the organism in Eukaryota, Metazoa, Chordata, Aves, Passeriformes, Passeridae.
CCUCGGUGGGCUCCGUUAGCCGGGGUCAGGAACGGGGCCGGGCCUGCGGCACGGGCGCCCCAGAGCCGGGCGCUGCGCCCCGGGAGCCGCCCCGGGUGCCCGCCUGCCGGGCAAACAGCGUUUUACUUUUGGUUUCUAGCCGGGGCCAGCCCCCGCCGGGCAGGGCAGCUCCUGCCCGCCGGCCCGUCCCGCCGCCCGGGACACGGCCGGGGAGGGGGGACACGCGUGGAGUUGUGGGGUGGAGGGCAACAGGGAACGAACAAACUAACUAACUAACGAGAGUAUUUGUGAAACAUUUCAUCCGCUAUUGUUCGGCCGCCGUAGAAAGCUGCCCUGUGGAGAGGCGUCUGAUUUUCGAGGGAACUCUCUCUCCCAGGGUGAGCGCCGUAAAUAUCUCAACAGAUGCUCGGCUCGUUCGUAAUCAGCUCGGCUCCUCGGCGGGCAGCGCGGCAGCAGCGGCGGCGGCGGCGGCAGCAGGGUAUUAAUUCGGGAUAUGAGGGCUCUCCGCAACAUUUGGUUCUUUUUUCCAGAAAGGAAAGAUGGAAAAGGGGAGGGAUCGCCCGUGAGUCUGAGUGACAGUUUACAUAAUGAGCUUGUGAGGAUGCGAGGCAACUAUAUAAACAGCUCGAAGCGAAGCAAGUUUUCCAUUUACUGAGCGCUGUUAGCACCGGUUAAAGGAGGAGCGGUUCCACACUAAGCACUCCCCUCCGCGUCUCUCACCAAACCCACCCGGCUUUGGAGUUUAUAAAGGCGACGACAGCGAUCAGAGGUCGGCGGCUGGCUGCAGGAUUAAUUCCCAAAAGGGGACGGAUCGACACCUGGAUUUUACCUUCCGAUUUCUGCUGGUGCUCGGGGAAUAUUUGGAAGGGCAGGUUGCUCCCGGAGAAUCGCCGUGACGCCUCUCUUUUCUCACUCGACCAAGAAGCGCUUGCUUGGUCCAUUUGAGGAAUACAGAAGGAAAACUAAACCCACUAAGAACUGGAAGCUCGAAUAACACAAGGAUGACAGCCUUGCGCAUCUUUGGCUUGACGUUUCUGUUAACGAUUUUGCAGCAGAGGGUGUCCGGCUCCGGCGUCUUCCAGCUGGAGCUACACGAAUUCGUGAAUAGCCACGCGUCUCUGGCCAGCGGGAAGCCCUGCUCCCCCCACUGCAGGACCUUCUUUCGCGUUUGUUUGAAGCAUUUUCAGGCAGUGGUUUCCCCGGGCUCCUGCACUUUCGGCAGCAUCAUCACCCCGGUUCUGGGAAUAAACUCCUUCAGCAUCAAGGAUACAGAGAGAUUUGACAGUCCCAUUAAGCUCCCCUUUAACUUCACGUGGCCGGGAACCUUCUCCCUGAUCAUCCAGGCCUGGCACGCGCCUGACAACUACCUGCCGGAAGGCUCCCGGCCGCCCCCGCAGGAGUGGCUCAUCAGCCAGAUGUCGAUCCAGCGGUCGCUGUCGGUGGGCGAGGACUGGUCGCAGGACGUGCAUCAGGGCCCGCUGACCAAGCUGCGCUACUCCUACCGCGUGGUCUGCAGCGAGAACUAUUACGGCGAGAGCUGCUCCCGCCUCUGCAAGCGCCGCGACGACCGCUUCGGGCACUACGUGUGCGCGGCGGACGGGAGCCUGGCCUGCCUGCCCGGCUGGGCCGGCGAGUACUGCACCGACCCCAUCUGUCUGGCUGGAUGUACCGAACAGAAUGGAUAUUGCAACAAGCCUGGCGAGUGCAUCUGCCGUCCUGGUUGGCAAGGCCGCUACUGUGAUGAAUGCAUUCCCCAUAUAGGCUGCCGCCACGGGACUUGUAAAACACAAUGGCAGUGCAUAUGUGAUGAAGGAUGGGGCGGCCUCUUCUGUGAUCAAGAUCUGAACUACUGCACUCACCACAGGCCAUGCAAAAAUGGAGCCACUUGCAUGAACACUGGCCAGGGCAGCUACACGUGUGCGUGCAAACCCGGCUUCACCGGCGUCGACUGCGAGCACGAGAUCAGCGAGUGCGACAGCAAUCCCUGUCGGAACGGCGGCAGUUGCACGGAUAUGGAGAACGGUUAUCACUGCCUGUGCCCCCCUGGCUACUAUGGCACUCACUGUGAGCACAGCGCUCUGACGUGUGUAGAUUCUCCGUGCUUCAACGGUGGCACGUGCUUGGAAAAGGAGCAAGGGGCCAGCUACACUUGUGUGUGCCCUUUUGGCUUUACGGGGUCAAACUGUGAAAAAAAAGUAGACAGGUGCACAAGCAACCCGUGUGCAAAUGAUGGUAGUUGCUUUUACCUUGGGCAGAUUCGUGUGUGCCGCUGUCGGGCUGGUUUCUCUGGUCAGAAAUGUGAGAUAAACAUCAAUGAUUGUGCCAGAAACCCGUGUUCCAAUGGGGGAACUUGUCAUGAUCUGAUCAACGAUUACACCUGCACAUGCAUGCCAGGCUACAGUGGCAGGAACUGUGACAUCAAAACCAGAGAUGAAUGUGCUUCUGGGCCAUGUGAAAAUGGAGGCACAUGCUACAGUGGACUUUAUAGUGCCAACUUUGUUUGCUACUGUCCUUCUGGCUUCAUGGGCAACCGCUGUGAAUUGCCAGUUUAUUCAGUGCCCGUUACACUUCCUCCCAAACCAGUCCCCUGGAUUGCUAUAUCCAUGGGGGUGGGGCUGGUGGCUUUGCUCAUACUGUUCUGCAUGAUAGCAAUGGUCAUCAGGCAGAUGAGGAUGCACCCAGAGCAGGAGUUGGAGACAAUGAACAACCUGUCUGACUUCCAGAAGGACAAUCUCAUUCCAGCUUCCCAGCUGAAAAACACCAAUAAAAAUAAAGACCUUGAAGUGGACUGUGGGCUGGAGAAAUCAAACUACAAACCCAAGAACCAUAAACUGGACUACAAUCUGGUAAAAGACCUGACAAGUAGAGGGACACCGGAAGAUAAAUAUUACAAAAGUGAAAAGUGUUUAGGAGAGAAGUCUCCCCUCCGACUACACAGUGAAAAGCCAGAAUGCAGAAUAUCAGCGAUAUGCUCUCCGAGGGAUUCAAUGUACCAGUCCGUCUUUGUGAUAACAGAAGAAAGGAAUGAGUGCAUCAUAGCCACAGAGGUAUAAGACUGAAGACCAUUUGCACCUCAGAUUUGAUGAUGCCAGUAGAUGGACGUUCCUGCUGCAUUGUUUACAAUUCAGAACUGGAUUGGACUGUUUUUAAUUACAUGCAACUUGCUGCUCUCAGGCGGAGGAUGGAACUGAGUGAACUGGACAGACUGUGAAUUUACUGAAAGAUGCAAUACACCUUUUUGUUCUUACUGCCCUUGUUUGAAGUUUGAUACCAGAAAUCUCAUUUGCUAUUGAAAAGGGGAGGCAGAGGGAAGAGAGAGGUUAAAAAUGUUGGUUUUUUUAAAAGAUGCUGAGGCCAGUUCCUCAUGGACAGACCCCUGGCUUUCCAGAACUCUGGUUAUGGGAGGUGUUGGUAGAUAAGGAGGCACAUAACUGUCACAGAUGUUGCCAUGGAAGGUGCGAAGCAAGACACAUUGCUAUGCAGAUAAUGGAUACAGUAUAAAUGAGGUCUCAAUUUUUUCUGGGUUUAAAAGUGCCUAUAAUGUGUCAAGAGAAUCUAACAAGCCCAAACAGAAACUCGACUGCUCUUUUUGCAGUUACCUGAACAGUACUGGGCAGAGGUGGUUGAUACUUCCUGCUAAACAUCCAUUUGCAUCUCCUCUCUCCUGCUGCAUGUACUGGAGACUGUGUGAGGGGUGAGAGGAGGAGGAAAGAAGAAAACUGAAUUUACACGUCAACUCAUUUGGUGAUGCUUUGGAGAACUGAUUGACUCAAGCCACGAUGUGGAGCAUGAUUUUUGUGGAAGUUGUGAUAAGGAAUGUGUACUGCCUCGUCCCCACUGAUAGGGAGGAGGUGAUCCCAGCUCUAUAUAAGGCCUUACAAAUGCGUUUAAAAUCAAUCAGCUCCUAGAACCUUUAUGUGCUGAGCUGUCUCAGCUGUUUUCAUGCCCUUUGCACUACCAGUGAUUGUGAAUAGACAUUACUUCUUUUCUUCUCCUUCCUCAUUCUCUUCCCCCUGCCUUAUUUUGACACAAAUUCAGGGGUUUAUGUAGUGUUUCUGAAUUAGGUGCCACCUUUUACUGCAAAUAGUCUCAAAAUUGCAGCUGCUACUUUCUGAAGAAGCAGCAGCAGUGUGACACAACCCACUUACUCCCCCCCAUUUCUCCAUGUGGUUGCAAAACUCCAACUCUUGUUCUUCAUCCCGGUUCUAAAUGCCCAGUAGUGAAGCACCCACUGAGAUGCCCUCUGCCAAGACAGGCGGUGAUUAAAGUUAGAAGGUUUUAGGCUCAUCCUGUUUCUUUCAUACCCACCCAGUGCUACAUGGAAAAUGUGCUGUGUCUGUCGCUGGCAAGCAGAGGCGGGCAGAAGCUCCUUCCUUCUAUACAUAUUUACAGCAAUAAUACCGGACACCCCAGUGGAAAGUGCCGUGACACUCAUGAAUGAGACCGGGGCAAGGGGCAGAAUGAGGAGGGAGAAACAAGAUCUCUUAGAGGAAACCUGGACUGCUAUCUCUCUGACAGCGAUAUUCCUGCCCUUGCAAAGCCUGUUGGACUAGCCCAUCUGCUCCCUUGAACUGUGCAGACAAGACCCCUUCAUAUUGUCCACUACUGACCUUCUGCUCUGACCACGUAGGACCAUUUUGAAGAUGACCUUCAGAAAUCAAUAAUAUGGGUUUUAGUUUGUCUGUUUGUAGUUUAUUUUGAAGACUAGUAUUUCAGUAAUUUAAAAAAAAAAUCAGAAGCACUGAACUUUCUACGUUUUAUAACAUUAUUUUGUAUAUAAUGUAUAUUUAUAAUCAAAACAGAAGUGUAAAUAUGUUUAUUACUUCUCAUGUAAUGUUUUUAAUGUGAUGACAAAGUUUGAAUUUUAUUUUUUUUUUCAAGCAAUGAAAAUACUUUCC